AUGUCCACCGUAGAAACCCAACAAUCUAUUGCUUUGGAAAUCUGUCCUCCAACGCCUCCUAAUCUGAAGGGACGAUUGAAAAUCGAAGAGAACGUGACCCUAAAGGAGGCUGAGGCGAGAGUGAGGGGCGUGGAGAGAGGAGGAUUCUGGGCGCUCCACUGUCGCUCCCGCUGGAGGGUAGCAGUCAUCGUGCCAUACAGAGAUAGGUUCUCUCAGAUUGGAGCUUUCAUGAACCACAUGCAUAGCUUCCUCCAAAGACAAGAGCUCAAUUACACAAUCUACAUCAUAGAGCAAGAAGGAGACGACCUGUUCAAUCGGGCGCGCCUUCUCAACGUGGGUUUCCUGGAGGCGCAGAAGGAGGGGCCGUGGGACUGCUUCGUCUUCCACGACAUCGACAUGCUGCCGGAGGACGAUCGUCACCUGUAUCACUGCUCGCAGCAACCGAGGCAUCUGGCCGUCGCCACUUCCAACCACAAGUACAGGUUGGUGUACUACAAGUACUUCGGCGGGGCGUGUCUCAUGGCGAGGGAACACGUCGAACUAGUUAAUGGCUGGAGUAACAUCUACUGGGGUUGGGGGGGAGAAGACGACGACAUGUGGAGGCGAAUUGACUUCUCUGAUAUGAGAAUCUGGAGGUACCACCACACUGUGGCCAGGUAUAAGACCAUCACCCAUCCUCCGCAGGUGCUCAAUGAAAACAGGUACAAAACUCUGAAACGAAACACUGGUCGGUAUUCAUACGACGGUCUGAAUAGCUUGAAGUACGAAGUUAGAUCUGUCAAGAGACGGCCCCUGUACACUCACAUCUUAGCUUAUGUUGGAUCGAGCGAGGAAAAGACGAUUUCGUAAAACGAAGCAGAGCCAGUGUGGACAGUUCGAUGCAAUCAACCUUCGGCCAUGAAGAGGUCUUCGAAAAUUAUAACAACUUUAAGUUUCGUGUAUAACUCUAUACCUUCAGAGUUAUGUACAGGGCUUAUCUAACAACACAUUGAGGUGAUAUAUUUCAGAAUAUCUCUAGUCUACUUUGUUUUGUUAUCGCAAUAUAUGAACUUUUGCUUAUUUUAUCUGAAAACCG
Molecule: messenger RNA, 1075 nt
Organism: Macrobrachium nipponense
Lineage: Eukaryota; Metazoa; Arthropoda; Malacostraca; Decapoda; Palaemonidae
Product: beta-1,4-galactosyltransferase 4-like
Biological process (GO): carbohydrate metabolic process
Cellular component (GO): Golgi apparatus
Molecular function (GO): galactosyltransferase activity
Source: RefSeq, a predicted model, not a curated record